This is a messenger RNA of Cladophialophora psammophila CBS 110553, 747 nucleotides long. RefSeq lists its product as uncharacterized. The transcript is spliced from 2 exons. Bases 1 to 747 code for a protein of 248 amino acids. Gene Ontology annotation, cellular component: nucleus; cytoplasm. Lineage: Eukaryota; Fungi; Ascomycota; Eurotiomycetes; Chaetothyriales; Herpotrichiellaceae. The record is from RefSeq and is a predicted model, not a curated record. Gene Ontology annotation, molecular function: RNA polymerase II CTD heptapeptide repeat phosphatase activity; RNA polymerase core enzyme binding.
AUGGCCACUGAGCAACCCGAAGCCAGCAGGGAAGAUCGUGUCCGCUCAACGGCGUUACGCCAUGCCAUAGACAUCGAGGAGAGAAAGAAAUUGCAAGCACGCAUAGCCGACCUUGUAGUCGAAGCAUUUGAGUUGCCGUCCAGACCUGACGCCGACCCAGCGAAGCCACAACCGUCCGACGCUUCUCUCUUCAGACGUUGUCUGAGCCUAUUUCAGACCUCGGAUUUGGAUGAUCUCAUCUACGAGCGAAACGUAGAUAACCGAUGCGGUUAUGCUCUUUGUCCAAACCCAAAUUUGAAGCUGGCGCAUGGUGGCCAAAAAGUGUGGAAUCAGAAGGGUGGCAAAGACUUCAAACUGGUAGACAGAAGCGAGCUAGAAAAGUGGUGUUCAAAGGCCUGUCAGGAGAGGACCGCCUUCGUGCGAGCUCAGCUUGGGGCAGAGCCCGCGUGGCUUCGAGCCGGUCAAGCUGUCGACAUCCGGUUGCUUGAUGAAAUCGAUUCUGAGGAUCUCGCCACCUCUCUCAAGGAGCUCUCGCUCGCUAAAGCGGCUGAUAUAGAAAUGACUGAAAAGAUGCAGGCUCUCGCGCUUGAACGGGGCGAGCUCAGUGUCAAGGCUGAUCAGAGGACUGUUGAUCUUGUUGAGAGGACAAGUAAUUCAAUUCCGAGUGCUCCAACAUUGAAGGGGAGCCAACUGCAAAAUGCCGUUGAAGGCCACCAGCCACGAAAGGUCCGCUUCUCAGAGAGGUGA